This is a messenger RNA of Tricharina praecox, 1496 nucleotides long. Its product is annotated as DHHC palmitoyltransferase-domain-containing protein. Lineage: Eukaryota; Fungi; Ascomycota; Pezizomycetes; Pezizales; Pyronemataceae. Gene Ontology annotation, molecular function: protein-cysteine S-palmitoyltransferase activity. The record is from RefSeq and is a predicted model, not a curated record. The transcript is spliced from 2 exons. The coding region runs from base 17 to 1354 and encodes 445 amino acids. Gene Ontology annotation, cellular component: endoplasmic reticulum membrane.
CGCCGCCAACGAUGCAAUGCUCGACCCGAAGCUGUCCCACCUCGCCGUCACCGGCGUCGUCCUGCUGAUCGCCUUCCUAGCCUACCCGUCACAAAUCUACCUGCUGUCACCGUACUGGACACGCAACCAGCACAUCCUCUUCAACGCCGCCGUAGCUUGCAUCUGGAUCACCUACGCGCGCUCAAUCUUUACCGAUCCCGGCUCGCCGCCCAAGGAAUGGGUCCCGCCCGUUGUUGAAGAUGCUGAGGAUGGCCGUGGACGCGCUGAACAGCGCCGUCUGGUCGCCACACAUGCCAGAUGGUGUAAGCGCUGCGAGAGGUAUAAGCCUGCUAGGACCCAUCACUGUAAAACAUGCAAACGCUGCAUCCUGAAGAUGGACCACCACUGCCCGUGGACGGCAUCCUGCAUCGGCUACCGCAACACCCCACACUUCCUGCGUUUUCUCUUCUACGCGACUAGCACGACGUUCUACCUGCUGCUAUCCCUCAUCUCGCGGGCGUACGCGGUAUGGGUAGCGCGGGACCUGCCAUCCUACUACUCGCCACACUCAACCAGCCAGCUCCUCCUCCUGGCUGCACUGCUGCUAAUCGAUUUCCCGCUGUGGCUCGCGCUGCUCGCGCUCUCGCUCAAGACGCUGCAGCAGACGGCGACGGGGUAUACCACGAUCGAAACGUGGGAGCACAGCCGACACGCUGCCGCCGUGCGCCGCGGCAACGUCGCCACCCAGGUCUUCCCCUACGACGUUGGGAUCUGGGAGAACCUCGUCGCGGCGUUCGGGUACCAGUUCUUCCUUCCCUUGUGGUUCAACCCGCUCGCGCGGUCGCCCACAGUCGGCGCGCGGAAACCCGUGCCCGGAGUCAGGGGAGGGUUGGUGGCCGGCCUGGAGUGGGAGGUCAACGGCUUUGAAAAUCCGGAUCUAGUCUGGCCACCUAAGGACCCCGAGAAGAUGCAGCUCGAGAGGAGCGGCAUCGUCAGUAUCCUUCAGGACCCCGGAGAAAUGGAUGUGGGCGCCUUCCGCCGAAGACAGGCGCAGGACCUGAAGCGCUGGGAGAGGGGCCCCGUCAGGGCGCCGCCCACGCGCAUUCCGAAUUAUGGCAUCAUGAGCGUUGAGAGCAUCGCGCCGAUGGAGGAUAGUAUUCUGGUUCGGGACGGGGACGGGGAUGGGGACGGCGACGAUGAUGACGACGGCUGGAGGAAUGAGGAUGGGGAGAGACUCGCGGAUUAUGGCGUCGAUGAGGAGGUCGAGGACGAGGAUGAGGAUGUGCCUUUGGCGAUACUGGUCCGUAGGAAGAGGUGGGAGGCCGAGAGGGUCGGUGGCGUGCUCGGUGAGAGGAGGGUUAAUACGCUGUAUUGAGAUGAGAGACGUGGAGUGAUACCCGGUGUAGACGAUAUUGGUUGGCUAGAGUAGAUGGAGGUGAAUGGAGUUAUUUACAAAGGAUUCGAAGCACCGGCGAAUGGAUCAGUUCAGUGGAUGGUUCAGAACUCAGACAAUGUGC